CUCCUACGUCUGUUAUUAAGUCUGUCUGUGUCUCUGUUUAUCUCUUGUUAUUGUAAGUCAGUACAAGGACGCUGGACAACUGUUAAAACGCUUGAAAGUGAAGAAAACCAGGAAGACGGCUGACCCCAACGUGUGUUUGUGUGGUUUAAGUGUCUCUGUAGUGACAUAAAGACCAUCUACCAUAGAAAUCACAAGUACAAUAUCAUCGUAUAAGUGACCGAGAGCUGGAUACAAGAUGAUGGGGCACUUAUUUUGUAUGAACCAUCUCAGAGGUACAGACAGACAAGUGCAUAGGAAAUGUCUCUCCCUGUUAAACUGGAACUGCAAAUCAAAAGCAAAAUUAAGUGAACGAACUCCUACGUCAAUACAAAACUUCUGUACUCACAAAACGUUGACUCCUAGUAUAUAUUUAAACGUUUUAACCAUUAAUAAACCACUAUUCAGAAAUACAUGGAAAUCAGAUAUUAGAAAUUUACUAAGAAGAAAAGAUUACACGAGCAAAGAUCUUAUUUGUAAUAGGUAUUCAACAAGUGCUCCUGACGACCUAUCACUUGCAAAUGAAAAAGUCCAGGAGUAUUUGACUGUGCUCAGAGCCAGGUAUAAGGCAGCCAUGGAGCACACAGACGACACCAACGUGAAGACAGCGAGGACCUUACAGCCAGUGAUGCAUAUACUGGAGGCGAUAGAGAAGACACAAUCAGACAUUAAGGAGCUGCAGUCUCUAGCAAAAGAUUCCAAGGGGGAUGAGGAGUUAUGGAAGCUGGCCAACCUUGACCUACAGGAAGCAGAAUCUACCUUGCAGGACCUAGAGGAGGAGUUUUUCAGCUCUUUAGUUCCGGAGGAGCCAGUUGACAAUACUGACGUCAUUUUAGAAGUGAGCGCCGGAGUGGGAGGUCAGGAGGCAAUGCUCUUUAGCCAAGAAAUAUUUGAGAUGUACCAAGGUUAUGCUGCCUUUAUGGGGUGGCAGAGUGAGACAACUGACUAUGAGACCACAGAUAUUGGUGGUCUGCGACGAGGUAUAGCAAACAUCAGCGGGGAGUCGGUCUACCAGCUCCUAAAAUAUGAAGGAGGUAUUCACCGCGUCCAGAGGGUACCCAAGACUGAGAAGGCGGGCCGUAUCCACACCUCCACCGUCUCAGUAGCUGUCAUGGCUCAGCCGUCGGAAAUCGACAUACAAAUAUUAGACAAGGACGUGAAGAUUGAGACCAAACGGGCAAGUGGUGCCGGGGGACAACAUGUCAACACCACCGACAGUGCUGUUAGAAUGAUUCACCUUCCUACAGGAAUAUCUGUGGAGAGCCAGAAAGAACGUUCUCAACACCUAAAUAAGGAUCAGUGUUUGAAGAAGCUGAGAGCCUUACUGUAUCAGCAGGAGCUUGACCACAACAUCAACCAGUACACCUCUAACAGGAGACUCCAGGUUGGGACCAGAAGCCGCUCGGAAAAAAUUCGUACAUAUAAUUACCCUCAGGACAGAGUUACCGAUCACAGGGUAGGAGUGUCAGUACAUAAUCUGUCGUCAUUCCUCGAUGGAAUGGAGAGCCUCCACUCCCUCAUUUGUCAACUUGUGGAGGAAGGGAAAAAGGAAACUCUUCAGGAGAUAAUCAGUGGUGCUAGAGGCUGACGAUUCUCAUCACCAGCAUCCAGGACAUAAGUCUAGCUGGCAUCCUCCUACACAACAAGCAGCCAGACUAAUGAGAGAUUUUCUUUCUACAGCUUCAUGAGAGGUGACCUGAGCCGGCUUAUUCUCUCUGUCUCAUUACUUCACCCGAGGACAUCAUCAUCCCCUGCGUAUCUCCAACACGGUUGCUUUUUCUUGUGAGCAAAAUAAACUCAUGUUAACUAUAA
Homarus americanus (American lobster) is the source of this 1848-nucleotide messenger RNA. RefSeq names its product peptide chain release factor 1-like, mitochondrial (gene mRF1). Gene Ontology annotation, biological process: translational termination. Gene Ontology annotation, molecular function: translation release factor activity. Bases 236 to 1624 code for a protein of 462 amino acids. NCBI's taxonomy places the organism in Eukaryota, Metazoa, Arthropoda, Malacostraca, Decapoda, Nephropidae. The record is from RefSeq and is a predicted model, not a curated record. The transcript has 10 exons.